GUCCUUUAAAGAUGGCGUUCGGCCCAGAGGGACCGGCCUGACCGACAGAGACAGAGAGAUCAGUAAGACCCGGGGUUAAAGCAGGCGGGCGGGAAACCGAUCCCGUUCUACCUGAAGAUGAUGGAUGCAUUGUCUGAAGAUCCUGAAGUUACUUUGAACCUGCAUGGUACUUACACCAAAUUGUUCCUGAUACCAGCUUUGGUGGGGUUUGUUACCACGUUUCUGUUUAUACAAAGGAUCUGCCGAGCAAUCAAAAGCAGAAGGUACUUGGGGAGAGAAAAACAACUCGCAGGAACAGUUUCUCAGCUACUUGAUGAAAAAUGUAAAUUUCUCGAAAGACUAAGUGAUUGCACACAAAAGUACAAAGAAUUUGAAUCAUCCGUAAAGAAUGCUGCUGACUUAAAAGAAUCAACAGAAACAAAAACUUUACAGCUUCAGGACACAUAUGCCAAAUUGGAUAAAUCAAAUGGCAAUCUUAGACAAACCGUUGAUCAGCUCACACGGGACCUAGAGGAAGAAAAGCAAACGAGAUCCCAAUGCAGCAAUCUGAUUACAGAAAUCCAAGCAAAUUUAACUGCCCUAGAAAAUGAAGAACAGAAUCUUCAAGUCCAAAUUGAAGAGACGACAAAUGAAUUAAAAGCAAUUCAGAUUAACAACUCAAAGCAUCAGGAAUCCUUCCAAACUGCGCAAGAAGAAAAUCAUCAUCUUAAACAAAGCAAAGAACAGCUAUUGCAAGAAUCAGAAGGGUGGGAGGAGCGGUACAGUGAACUUACUGAACAAAUUAAAUUAUGUGAGAAGUCACAGAAGGACAUUCGGAGAGUUUUUGCAAGUAAAGAGAAUGAGGUGAAGACUCUGACAAGCUGCCUUCUAAAGAUGAAAUUAUGGAAUGUAGCUGAGGAGGAAAGUCCUGCCGAAGAAAUGUCAGAAGAACAACAGAAGGAAAAAAUUGAAAAAUUGAUUUAUGUUGCCAAGUUAAAUGCUGGUUUGAAAUCAGCAGAAGAUGAAAGAAAUCAGAUUUACAGCAAGUUAUCUGAUGAAAUCAAAGCAAAGCAAGAGCUAAUGGAGCGAAUUGAAAAACUUCGAUUAGAGCAGACUUCUGUACAAAAUGAGACAACUCAGUUUGAGACUGAAUACAAGACCAUUCAGCAGAAGUUAAAGAUCAUGACAGAAUUAUACCAUGAGAAAGAAAUGGAGCUUCAAAGAAAUCUGACAUUAGAGGAGCAUCAGCGCCUACAGAAGGAAGAGAAGCUUUCUGAAGUUGAUGAAAAGAUUAAUCAAGCGACUGAGGAGCUCGGUAUUUAUAGGCAACGUGCUAAAGAUCUUGAAGAAGAAUUAGUUAAAACUAUAGAGUCGUAUAAAAAUCAAAUUGUAUCUCAUGAGAAAAAAGCACAUGAUAAUUGGCUGUCCGCUCGUGAAGCAGAUCGAGAGCUUGGCAAUAUUAAAAGAGAGAAUAUUCACCUUCGGCAAAAGAUAACUGAAGCGGAACUCAAAAUGGACAUAGCAUUGAAGGGUCCACUUGUCAAUGAUAUAUCUGGAAGACCAGCAUCAUUAAGUUCGUCAACACUUGUCCCACCUUACAGAGGAAGUUCUCCAUAUGGCUGUUCUCCAGUGGGUCGACCUGGCUCUGAUUCCGUGGGUUUUCUGUCACCUCCUUUGGUAGAUGGACCCUUAAGGUUUUCACCUUUGUUUCCUGGAAGACCAGAUUUCAAAAGUCCAUCAGUUCAUGCCUCAAAUGAAAAUACAGAUUCGGUCUCUGACCAAUUGUCUGAUCAUCAUGGUCAGCAGUCUGAUAGUGGUUCGUUGUCCCCUGUGUGGGAAAGAGAACGGAAGCUCUUGGAGAUAUCAUCAGGUGAAUGCCCGAUGCUAGAAAGUGGCAUGGAAAUUUCAAAUUCUGCUCCAGGGAAUCAGACCCAAGUCCAUGGUACAUCAAAUAUAUCUAUAAAUCAAACCUUUUCUACUGAAGCUGGCUUUGGGAUUAGACCUGGUUUUGCUUCUGCCUCUGCUAAGCAAAUACCUUCCUUACCUUUUGAUCCACGAGGUCAUUUCCUGCACAGGGGAAUUCCACUUCGUCCACGUAGCGGAAUCUACGGUCUUCCAGAACGCAUCCCUCUAAGAGCUUUUGGUUUACCACCUCAUCCUCCCAUGGGAAUGAGAGAUCCAGUGCAGCCAAGAGUAAACCUACCACCUCAGCCUACAUUUCUUCCAGCUAGACAACUUUUAGAUAUUACAAGUGGUCUUCUUCCGUCUCGACAGCCCCUACCCAAGUUUUCUGCAUCAGAUCACCCCUCACAAGAAAAGUGAAUUAAGGAAAAAGGAGGAGCAUCUCUAUGGCCAUGUUAAGUCAAUAAAGAUGUGAAUUGCAAGUUAGAGUAUAAUUUGUUUGUUAUAAUUGAUAUUUAAUAUGGACUUUCUAGCUUGGAAUAAAGGCACUUUCUGAUAGUGCUGUUUACAAGUUGAACACCUCAGGAGACUUCAUGGAAUUUAUUGAACUUUUACUGUGCACUUAGCUUGCCAUUGUACAAUAGUUUAACAUGCAUUAUUAACAGCAUUGUAUGCUGUAGUUGUGUAUGGAAUUUUGUAAAUGCUCAAGUGAGUUUUUUUUUAAAAAAAACAGUAUUUGAACUGCUAGAAAUCUUAAUCAGAAAAUACCAUAUGUGGUGCUGUCUUUAGUUCCACUUAUGUAAAUGCAGAUUUAUACUCUAAUAUAAAAAGGAAUGUUUGAAGAAUGUUUAGAAUAUAAAAGUUUAUUGUAAAAUACUGAAAAUAAGACAAGUGCUUGAUUUAAA
Molecule: messenger RNA, 2786 nt
Organism: Rhincodon typus (whale shark)
Lineage: Eukaryota; Metazoa; Chordata; Chondrichthyes; Orectolobiformes; Rhincodontidae
Gene: mia2
Product: CTAGE family, member 5
Exons: 23
Coding region: 118-2301 (727 amino acids)
Biological process (GO): vesicle cargo loading; protein secretion; endoplasmic reticulum to Golgi vesicle-mediated transport
Cellular component (GO): endoplasmic reticulum membrane; endoplasmic reticulum exit site
Source: RefSeq, a predicted model, not a curated record